GGCGGGGUUUGUUUGAGUGUCAAGUUUUCAUUGAUGCUUCAACAAGAAUCUCUUAGUUUUUCCGAUGACAGUUGGAAAAGAAUGAAUUGGACGGCGAUUUGUAGCAAAAUGACAAAUUUCAGAAGACAUUCACAAAAAUUCCCAAUGAUGAGUUCAUACAAUCGUAUGUUAGUGCAUCGUGUUGCAGCGUUUUUUGGUCUAGAUCACAACGUCGAUCAAAACGGCACAGCUGUUGUUGUGAAUAAAACGAAACAGACAAGAGUGUUCGUUGAUUGUUUAUUAAAUUCAUUAUCACUACACACAUUACUACUACUAUUCUUGUGUAUUAAUUCAGAAAAAUGGUGUGGUCGUGAAUGCUUGAAUGAAGAAUUAUUAUUCAACCGACGUGCGCAUUCAUUCGAAAUUGGUGACUGCAGAGAGCGGAUGAUAUCGAAUGUGAAAUCUCAGUUACCUUAUAAUAGUAACCAAUUGCAU
This is a messenger RNA of Anisakis simplex (herring worm), 474 nucleotides long. The record is from the annotation of a GenBank genome assembly. Lineage: Eukaryota; Metazoa; Nematoda; Chromadorea; Rhabditida; Anisakidae.